This is a messenger RNA of Microdochium trichocladiopsis, 1291 nucleotides long. RefSeq names its product putative HDEL sequence binding protein. The transcript has 4 exons. The record is from RefSeq and is a predicted model, not a curated record. NCBI's taxonomy places the organism in Eukaryota, Fungi, Ascomycota, Sordariomycetes, Xylariales, Microdochiaceae. The coding region runs from base 372 to 1019 and encodes 215 amino acids. Gene Ontology annotation, cellular component: cis-Golgi network; endoplasmic reticulum; membrane. Gene Ontology annotation, molecular function: ER lumen protein retrieval receptor activity. Gene Ontology annotation, biological process: protein retention in ER lumen; endoplasmic reticulum to Golgi vesicle-mediated transport.
AGCUGUCAAGCCCAAGGAGGGAAUGCAGCACUGGUUGGUCAAUCGGCGCGUUUCGUGUCCUUUCCGUUCGCCCUCGACACGUUUCUCCCUCUCAUUAAUCACGUCGCCCCAUCCUCCCCGGCUCGAACGAACGACAAGCCAAACAAAGUCUGCGCAGCGCCCGAUCCCUCCGAAUCUCGACAACCUCGAUUCCUCGCCGACUAGCCCUCGCGAGGCACCCGCGUCAGACCGGAGCCACCAGGACAACGACCUUUCUAGUACAAGCUCGAGCUUGCUGGAGCUAAAGCUCCUUCCUCAGACCACACACACAACCUCGCACCAGCUCGACCCCGGGUAAACUGCGUUGCAGUUGGCCUGCACUCUUCGCCGACAUGCCGCUCAACGUAUUCAGAGUCCUUGCGGACUUUUCCCAUCUCGCGUCCAUCUUCAUCCUCCUCCACAAGAUGACCGAGCUCAAUGGCUGUGCCGGCAUCUCAUUCAAAUCACAAGCCCUCUACCUCGUAGUCUACGUGACGAGAUACCUUGAUCUGUUCAAUACCGACAGCGUAUACAACUUUAUAUUCAAGGUCCUCUUCAUCGCCUCGCAGAGCUACAUCAUCUACCUCAUGACGUCCAAGUACAAGCCCACGCACGACCCCGGGCUCGACACCUUCCGCGUGCAGUACCUGGUCGGCGGCGCCGCGAUCCUGGCCAUCCUCAUCCCUUACAAGUACACCAUGUCCGAGAUCCUCUGGGCCUUCUCCAUCUGGCUCGAGUCCGUCGCCAUUCUGCCGCAGCUCUUCAUGCUCCAGCGCACCGGCGAGGCCGAGACCAUCACCACGCACUACCUCUUCGCCCUGGGCAUCUACCGCGGCCUCUACAUCCCCAACUGGAUCUGGCGCUACUUCUCCGAGCCCAACCACAAGAUCGAUUGGAUCGCCAUGGUCGCCGGCAUCGUCCAGACCAUUCUCUACAGUGACUUCUUCUGGAUAUACUACACAAAGGUCAUGAAGGGCAAGAAGUUCAAGCUCCCGGUCUGAAAAUGCCUCCGUCUCGAGGAGCCGCACAGGGUUGCAAAAACAACAACAAAAAAUUCCUCUCUAGACCGCACAGGGCGUCAUUGGAGGGGCACAUGCUUUGAGAGGGAUCACUAUACCAUUAUUGGAGUUCGUUCUUGGGCAUAGGCGGGGAACCAAGCAGGAUUUGUCGGGUUUGUUUAAUAGAUGUCAUUUAUCAUGACUCGCAGAAAAGCACACGUUGUCGGCGCAAAAGGACAACACUGGCCGGAAAAAUAAUAAAAACCAUGUCAAAA